GUUGUGUUAUAAGUCGAUGCUUCUCUUCCGCUCCUAGUAAACGUCCAUUUUGUUUCUCAGCUUCGUGUGAUUUAUGAGCUGGUUGUUUAUCCCUUUAUUCAUCGAAGCUUGAACAAUGGACGGAGCACCUGGUGGUAGAGGUGUAGGAUUUCGGGGCCGUGGAGGCCCUGGAGGAUUAAUGAGAGGACGUGGUGGUUUUGGUGACAGAGGAAGAGGUGGCCCUGGUCCUCGUGGUGGUGGAAUGAUACGAGGUGGACGAGGUCCUGGUCCGAGAGGUGGUCCACCUGGAAUGAGAGGCAGAGGUGGACCUCCUGGUCGAGGUGGACGAGGCGGUCACUUUCCUCCGGGACCACCAGAACCUGGAAUGUCUAGUGGACUUGGAGGUGGACCACCACCACUAGGAAUGGGUGGUCCUCCACGAGGUGGCGGCGGCAGAGGAGGUGGAAACAGCAACUUCCGCAGCAGAGGUAGAGGAGACUUCAGAGGAGAUAACCGCGGAGGUAACAGCAAUUUCCGUGGUCGCGGCGGUGGCAUGGACAGAGGCAGAGGAGGAUCCAGAGGAGGAUCAGGUAGAGGUGGACCGAGCCGUGGAGGCGGUUUUGGAGAUCGUGGUCUAAGGGGACCACUCGGUAGUGGCCGCGGCGGCCCAACAAAACGAGGAGGACCGCCCAGCUCCAGCGGACCCUCAAAAAGACCACGUUUUGAUCAGCCGUCUUCACAGCCGUCCAAUGGCUACGCCACUCAAUCUUCCAGUCAAGGUAAUUAUGGAGGCUCAAAUAGCGCUUACGGUGGACAGCAACAGCCGCAACAACAACAGUCAGUAGGAUAUGGCGGUGGUGGAUAUGGUUCACAACAGGGCUACACACAAUCCUAUCAAGGAUAUGAAAGUUAUCAGCAACCACCUGAUUACGCGCAAACGACGAGCGACCAGCGAUUAUUUCAUCCCUCUCGAUUCCAGGGGUAUCCUUCGGCACCACCGGACAACAGAUACGGCGGCUCAUCGUCAGUUCCUUCUGCAGGUGGGUUCAGCGCUAACGAUCCCUACAGUUACGGCAAAGCUCCGUCUUCCGCCAAUUACCAGGAGGCAGUGCCAGCGGCGGGGCCGGGUGGCGGGGGCGGUUAUGCCCCUGCUAACCCAUACGACGACCGUUCUAACGCCAACUUAGGCCACCGAGGUGGUUACUCGACACAACCUUACGAUUAUCCGAAUCAGGACAGUGUUUACGGGAAGCAGGACUACGGUGGCAGUGCUGGUUACCAAAACGCCCAGUCUCAGCGACGUUAUUAAAGAGAUACCCGACACAUUCAAUUAAAACAGUCCGCUCUGAUUAACCUCUUGUAUCUAAGUAGACAAUCUUUUCCAAACGAAAAAAACAAAAAAGGAAAAAAUAUAUAUAUAUCUAUACAUACACGGUCGAACCGUCUCCCAGCGCACGCGAAAGUUCGACGGACAGAGACAGUGCUCUCUCUCCUUUCGAGAUUGCGAAAAGAAAUCGAGAGAAGAGCGAUUGACAAUCGUAGAAUCUGAUGAAAGCAAAACCGAAUGUACCCUUCUUUUUUCUUUUUUUUAUUUUUUUAACGGAGAGCGAGAGAGUUUACCUUGAAUGAAGUCUGCGUAACAGCCUCACCAUAUUGAUCCAGUUGAUCGACUCGACUUGAUUGAAUGAUGGAUCGAUUGGAAAAGAUGCGAAUCGCGGCAUGUGUCUUCCGGUGAAUUUUUGAUCAGACGACCGUACAAAUUUUUUUUAUUUAUGCUUUUUAUAUUUUAUUGAUAUUGCAAAUGAUUUUAAAGAUUGAUUGUGUUCUGUCUGAGGAAAUAUCGCACCGUGUGUUUACUUGUAAAACCAAUAACCAGAAAAAUUGUGCGCGAUGUGCAGAGAAUUGUUCCGUUACACAAUUCUCUGCGGUGUCUUACGAUUCUACGGAGCUCGGAUUCGCAUUUUUUCCCGCUCGCUCUCCUUCGCUUUGCUUUCGAGAUUCUCCAUUAUUUCCGUUCGCCAUACAGACCUCGCGCGCGUGGAACGGAAGCCCAACCGUAUGCACGAUGCUUAAAAAAAAAAGAUUAACACUUAUAUGGAGAAUUUGUGCAUGUAUAUAUUUUCUUUUCUCUGCAGUUGAUCGAAAUGACAACGCGAGACUGUCUUCUCUGUUCCAAGACGAUCUCAUUUGCCGUUUUUCAAUCAACACUGCAGAGGAAAGAAAGUAUAUAAAUGUACGAAUUCUCCAUAUAAGUGUUAACAUUUUUUUUUAAACAUCCUGUAUAUCACAGGCACACACAUACGAUAUGUAGGGAAUACACAUUUUAUACUUGACAUUUAGCGAUAAUACACACACAUCCAUCCACACGUUACACAUCGCAUUAUCUCACUUAUCGUCGCCACGUUGCACGUGGAUGCACGGCGACCUAGGAUUAAGUUCAAACUCUGAUCGAGCGUGAAAUCUCGAGCAUGUUCUCUCCACGAUUUGUAGCGUAAUUUAAUAGUGACAGUAAUAAAUAUCAAUUAGAACAUACAGCAAUGACGAAAGAGCGUGGAUGACGGCUGACUAAGAAUGUGUAAGGGGCGGCGUCCUGUAUUUUGUAAAUAGAAAAUAAAUCCUUUGUGAAGGAAAGAGAAGGAGUCGCGGCGAACGCGUAUGUGGAUUUCAGAAUUUGUGUACUUCAUCCCCCAACGAGACUUAGAAAGAGGUUACUAGCAAAAGAUUUUACUUUGUACUCCGACAAUUUGCAACCAGUUUGAUCGCGAAAUUCAUCCAUUUUGCUUGAGUUAAAUAUUUAUUUACUUGAAUGAAAUCAAACUGAGAACACAAAGCUUUUUUUUGAGGAUAAAGUUACUGAAAAUUUUGUAAUUUAUUGUAAUUAUUGUUCAUUGAGAUCAUUUUAUAAUUUAUUGUAAUUCUUGUUGGCUAAAAUUACCAAUUUUAUAAUUUACUCUGUAACUCUGUGUAGUUUUAAUUAGUAAUCUAUAACAAUUAACUACGUCAACGCUGGCGUAGACAAUCGAUGGAAAGUUCUCACGAAUACUGCGUUUAGUCGAAGAAAAUGAAAAGAGAAACACUAGUAUGCAUUUAUCUGUUUAUUUAACAAUCGGCGACUAUGGAGUUUAGAUUUUUUCCUCGGCGGAGAGUAUUGCGUGCCGGCCGUGUAAGGGGAGAAAUGAGCGUAGGAUAACAAAUUCGAAUUUCAAUAGCGUCUAAUUCACCAUUUUAUAUUAAUUAACGCAAUUCGCUUGAUUAGUUUGUACUGUGUUCUGUUGUGUACGCCUUUUUACGAGUGACUCUAGAGAUAGUGUAUUGUCACUUCCGGUAUCCUAUUGUAACCGACCGCUCGAUUUAAGACGAGACGAAACGUCGAAGAGAGAAAGAAAAAAAAAUAUGAAAGAUCACAAAGCA
Molecule: messenger RNA, 3390 nt
Organism: Linepithema humile (Argentine ant)
Lineage: Eukaryota; Metazoa; Arthropoda; Insecta; Hymenoptera; Formicidae
Product: keratin, type I cytoskeletal 9
Source: RefSeq, a predicted model, not a curated record